UUCAAAUCCAACACCUGACUUUGAAUUCCUGAUAAAAGCAUCAGAAUCCGAUGCCACCCAGCCCAUUCCUCUCUCUCUCUCUCUCUCUCUCUCUACUGGGUUGAGCAGAGGGCGGCUGGGCAGGGUGGGGUGCUCUUGGAAUAUUCAUCGUUUUGGUUUUUUGUGCGUCAGUGGGAGUAGAACUUAGAAUCGUUAUCAGCAGAUAAGAAGGAGAGGUGCGUCUGGUUGAUGGCGAAGCGGAGCGCAGAGGAGAUGGCGACGGAGGCGGAUGUGGAGGAAGGAGAGAACGAGAACUCUCAUCAUCAUCCCUAUGCGUUCCAUGUCUCUGGACCUCGCAAUAUCUCCUCUCCUAACUGGAGAGACAUCAUCAAUUCCAGCUGGAAGGAUGGAAAUUACAAAAGGACGGUAAUUGCCUGCUUCAUUCAGGCAGUCUACUUGCUUGAACUGGACAGACAAGAGAACAGGACAGAAAAUGCUCUUGCCCCAAAAUGGUGGCUACCCUUUAAGUUCAAGCUUGCCCAAACUUUAAUUGAUGACAGAGAUGGGUCAAUAUUUGGUGCAAUUCUCGAAUGGGAUAGAUCUGCAGCCAUGGCUGACUUCAUACUCAUUAGACCUAGUGGUGCACCAAGGGCUGUAUUAGCACUCCGAGGGACAAUACUAAAAAGUCAAACAAUGAGAAGGGAUAUAGAGGAUGACUUCCGGUUUUUAGCAUGGGAAAGCUUAAAGGGCUCGGUCAGAUUUAAUGGCGCUUUGACAGCAUUGAAAUCCAUUGCUGAUAGGUAUGGAAGCAGCAACGUUUGCGUGGCAGGUCAUUCCUUAGGGGCCGGGUUUGCUCUCCAAGUUGGGAAAGCAUUAGCUAAAGAAGGGAUAUUUGUGGAGGCUCAUCUGUUUAAUCCACCCUCAGUUUCCCUAGCUAUGUGUCUAAGAAAUAUAGGAGAAAAAGCCGGCUUUGCUUGGAAGAGAUUUAAGUCCAUGCUUCCUUCAAGUGGCGGCGAAACUCAGGCUGGUGGCAUUGAGAUGGAGAGCAGCAGCACCUUUAUGGGGUUGAAGAAAUGGGUGCCUCAUCUGUAUGUGAACAAUAGCGAUUACAUUUGCUGCUAUUACACAGAUCGAGAAGGGGCAGAAGAGAAGCAGGCUGACAAAGAGAACAUCGGCCCCGGCCCCACGAAUGCCAAUGUGGCUGCCAAGCUUUUCGUGUUGUCCAAGGGCAAGCAGAAGUUUCUGGAGGCACACGGGCUGGAACAAUGGUGGUCCGAUGACUUGGAACUCCAACUGGCUCUCCAUAACAGCAAGCUCAUCACCAGACAGCUCAAAUCGCUAUACAGCCUCCCUGCUUCCGCACAAACAACACGAGGAGCCUAGCCUCAAUAGCCACUUCAUCUGUUGUUCAAAAAGAAAACUGUUUGCUUUCUCCUACAAUGCUGCCACCACCAUUCUUCUUGUUUUUGCGUGAAUCUAAGAUGUAUGUAAUGUUCAUCGGCUUUGUUUUCCCCUGACUAUGAUGAGCUUAUCAUACACACGCACACACACACACAUAUAUAUGUAUUGCCAAAUGCCAAAUAGCUGAAGCUGUUGCUGUAAUCUUAUCCAUUGAGCCACGGAGUCGGCUGAUGUCUCCCUUCAACUUUAUAUCGUCUCCUUUCUAGCUUUACUAUAAGACGAGUUCUACA
Diospyros lotus (date-plum) is the source of this 1670-nucleotide messenger RNA. Its product is annotated as GDSL esterase/lipase At4g10955. Bases 229 to 1362 code for a protein of 377 amino acids. NCBI's taxonomy places the organism in Eukaryota, Viridiplantae, Streptophyta, Magnoliopsida, Ericales, Ebenaceae. The record is from RefSeq and is a predicted model, not a curated record. The transcript is spliced from 2 exons.